This is a messenger RNA of Meira miltonrushii, 1310 nucleotides long. RefSeq names its product H-hydrate dehydratase. NCBI's taxonomy places the organism in Eukaryota, Fungi, Basidiomycota, Exobasidiomycetes, Exobasidiales, Brachybasidiaceae. The transcript has a single exon. Gene Ontology annotation, molecular function: ATP-dependent NAD(P)H-hydrate dehydratase activity. The coding region runs from base 199 to 1143 and encodes 314 amino acids. Gene Ontology annotation, biological process: metabolite repair. The record is from RefSeq and is a predicted model, not a curated record.
AUAACUUUUAUCCGAAUUACAGCUCAAUUGUCAGCAGAUUAAUCAAGCUUGCCCCCCGAACUCCUUCUUUGGGUCUGUGCAACUGUUCUCCUCCACACCCUUUCAAGAAGAUCACUGAACCCUUUUGGAUGACAAUAGCAGAUAGGAUGGAUAUAUGCUCACUUCUCAAGACGACUACCAUUCAAAGUUGCACUAAAGAUGGCUUCAAACACUUCUCGCUCAAUACUCAAUGAAGUACGUCAACUAAUCCCACCACUAUCGGGAGAAUUACACAAAGGUCAAGCAGGUAGAGUUGCAGUUGUAGGAGGAUGUUUGGAUUACACAGGUGCACCUUAUUUCUCAGCAAUGUCUUCGAUGAAAUUAGGAAGUGAUAUGAGUCAUAACAUUUGUGAACCAAGUGCAGGUAAUGUGAUAAAAACAUACAGUCCAGAUUGUAUCGUUCAUGGAGCACUAAAGUAUGGUCGUGAUCCAAACGAAAUUCGAAAAGAAAUCAGUGGAUUAUGUGAUCGAAUUCAUGCACUCGUUGUUGGACCGGGUUUAGGUCGUGAUGACCAUAUGCAAAUGUGUGGAAAAAUUUCAAUCGAAUGUGCAAAAGAGAAAUCACUUUGGUUAGUUGUGGACGCUGAUGGAUUAUGGUUAUUGCAAAAUGAACCUGAAUUGAUCAAAGGAUACCGUAAAGCGGUUCUAACGCCAAAUGUGGUCGAAUUUGGACGAUUAUGCGAAAAACUCUCCAUCAAAGAAGAUAAAGGCAGUGAUGCAGCAGUUCAGGCUGUUGCAAAAGCACUAGAUGGUCCUACCCUCCUAGUGAAAGGCAAAGCAGACAGGAUCUCAAACGGAAAGGAUGAAAUGCUUUACGUAGAAGAACAAGGAGGCUUAAAGCGUUGUGGUGGACAAGGAGAUGUAUUGAGUGGAAGUUUGGCAACUUUCCUUGCGUGGACUCAAGUCACACAAGAAGACAAGAAAGGAUCUAUACCCGAAGCAAGAAGACCCUUACUUGCUGCUUAUGGAGCUGCUUCUGUAACACGAUUUUGUUCAAAAGAAGCAUUCAAACGUGCCGGAAGGGCAAUGUUGGCACACGACCUUUUGGAAGAAGUCGGAAAGGCAUAUACGCACUACUUUGGUGAUCCACAAGCUGCAUUGUAGAGAGAGAUUUAUUGUAAAAAUACAUGUAUUCAGUUGUUAACCAAUUAUAUGAUUGCGUUGCCAUCAUCUGAAACUCUUUGACUAUCACCGCCGUACCCGAGCCAUUUGUCUAAACCAUCUUUUAGCGUCACACUGCGCCAUGGUCCAUAGAAUUGAUGAUGUUUGGC